Messenger RNA from Mesorhabditis spiculigera, 540 nucleotides. NCBI's taxonomy places the organism in Eukaryota, Metazoa, Nematoda, Chromadorea, Rhabditida, Rhabditidae. The record is from the annotation of a GenBank genome assembly.
AUGAAGUUGAUCGUCGUUGUCAGGGAUCCAGUUACGCGAGCAAUUUCAGACUACACCCAAGCCUCCCUCAAAAAGAAGCGCCUAGGCCAGAUGCCGAGCUUUGAACGGCUAGCAGUCGGCGAUUGCACGGGUUGGCUAAAGGCCAAUUGUACAGUAAAAACCCGAGGUGUCAACUCGAGCUGGGGCGCCAUCCGCCUAGGCGUCUACCACAAGCACCUCCGCCAUUGGCUGAACCACUUCCCGUUGGAGCAGAUCCACUUCGUCGACGGGGAGCAGUUAAUUCAGGAACCUGCUCAUGAAGUGGCAGCCGUUGAGCGCUUCUUGGGCUUGGAUUCAGUAGUCCAUAAAACCGACUUUGCCGUAGACCCGCAAAAGGGUUUCCCAUGCGUGCUGAGGAAUGACAAGACGCUUCAUUGCCUGGGGAAGAGCAAGGGCAGAAAGCAUCCCGAAGUUGACAGAAAGGUCAUCGAGAAGCUGCACCGUUUCUACGAACCCGAGAACAAAGUCUUUUCCCGAUUAAUUAACAAACGGUUCACGUGG